CUCCAUUAUCUUAGAAAGACCAAAUCUAAUCCUCUCUCUCUCUCUCUCUCUCUCUCUCUCUCUCUACCCGUUUCCGCCAUUAACAGAGAGCUCCCACAAGCUUUCUCCUUUGCAUGGGCGAGAGAGAUAGAUAAUUUGAGUUUGUGAGAGAUUCCAGAUCGGAUCGGACUUUUUCAAAGAUGCAGACUGCAAACAACGGUCCAGAUUCGUCGUCGGUUACACCAGCCGGGACAACACCACCGUUGCAGCAACCGACUCCUCCUCCUCCGCAGCAACAACAGUGGCAACAACAUCAACAAUGGAUGGCGGCUAUGGCUAUGAUGCAGCAGCAACAGAUGAUGAUGUAUCCUCACCAAUACGCUGCUUAUCAUCAUCAUCAUCCUCAGUUUCAAUACGCUCCUCCUUCUUAUCACCAGAAGAAUCAGCAGCGUGGUGGAGACGAUGUGAAGACUCUCUGGAUUGGUGAUCUUCUUCAUUGGAUGGACGAAACUUAUCUCCACACCUUUUUCUCUCACACCAACCAGGUUUCCUCUGUGAAAGUCAUACGAAACAAGCAAACUUGUCAGUCGGAAGGGUAUGGUUUCGUUGAGUUCCUUUCACGUUCCGCAGCUGAGGAAGUUCUUCAGAGCUAUAGCGGCGUAACAAUGCCGAAAGCAGAGCAGCCCUUCCGUUUGAACUGGGCAUCUUUCAGCACUGGUGAGAAGAGAGCAUCGGAAAAUGGUCCAGACCUAUCGAUAUUCGUAGGAGAUUUGGCUCCAGAUGUGACUGAUGCUGUGCUGCUCGAGACUUUUGCCGCAUACCAAUCUGUCAAAGGUGCAAAAGUUGUGAUUGAUUCCAACACUGGACGUUCCAAAGGUUAUGGCUUUGUCAGGUUUGGCGAUGAGAAUGAGAGAUCAAAGGCGUUGACUGAGAUGAAUGGCGCUUUCUGCUCAAGCAGGCAAAUGCGCGUUGGUGUUGCAACCCCCAAAAGAGCCGCUGCUUACGGCCAACAAAAUGGCUCACAAGCUCUGACACUGGCUGGUGGACAUGGAGGAAAUGGUUCUAUGGCUGAUGGGGAAUCAAAUAACGCAACAAUAUUUGUUGGGGGCCUUGAUGCUGAUGUUACUGAAGAAGACCUCAUGCAACCUUUCUCUCACUUUGGGGAGGUUGUUUCGGUGAAGAUCCCAGUAGGAAAAGGAUGCGGUUUUAUCCAAUUUGGUAACAGGCAGAGUGCUGAAGAAGCCAUCGGGAGCUUGAACGGGACCGUCAUUGGGAAGAACACUGUCCGGCUUUCUUGGGGAAGAAGCCCAAACAAACAGUGGAGAAGUGACUCGGGCAACCAAUGGAACGGAGGAUACUCAAGAGGACAGGGGUACAACAAUGGAUAUGGGAAUCAGGACUCAAACAUGUAUGCUACUUCAGCCGCUGCUGUCCCUGGAGCUUCUUGAAAGUGUUGGUAUGUCACUAUCAUGGAAAACCCCGUGAGUCCUGGACUUGCGGGCAUUGGUUACUGAGACAAGCCAUCGGAAAUGUCCAAAUGAUCCGAUGAUCAGUUGUUGGUUAAGGGGUUAGCUCUCAACAACGAAACUAAAAGCCUCUAGUGUCCAAAGAUGGUCUUGUAUCCUGGAUUUGAAUUUUUACUUAUCUUGCUGUCUCUGUCAAAAAUUUUGGGGUUGCUUAGACUUGAAUUUUUGUUCUCA
Molecule: messenger RNA, 1679 nt
Organism: Brassica oleracea var. oleracea
Lineage: Eukaryota; Viridiplantae; Streptophyta; Magnoliopsida; Brassicales; Brassicaceae
Product: polyadenylate-binding protein RBP47A-like
Exons: 6
Coding region: 180-1427 (415 amino acids)
Cellular component (GO): cytosol
Molecular function (GO): mRNA binding
Source: RefSeq, a predicted model, not a curated record